AUGUCCAUCGGAGAGAGACUCGUACCUCAUGUCAUUGAUGAAUGGGCUAGAAGUCAACCAGACACCAUAUGGGCGGCUUAUCCCACAUCUAUCGAAGCCCUUGCGCAAGGGCAAUUGACACAUAUCACCUGGAAAGCCUUCUCGAACGCCAUCAAUCGAUUAGCAUGGUGGUUGACGGAACGACUGGACAAUAGCGAGUACCUCGAGACUCUGUGCUAUGUCGGCCCUUCGGACAUUCGCUAUUUUAUAUUUGUUGUUGCGGCUUGCAAAGCUGGCUUCAAGGCACUAUUCUCCUCACCUCGCAAUCAGAUCGCUGCACACGUCUCGCUCAUAGAAAAAACACAAUGUCGCACCCUCAUUGGUGUGAAGAACUCUGUCGUCAAUGAUAUCCUCAAGAACACAUCUGUGAGGUUUUUGGAUGUUCCGUCCCUCGAAGACCUUCUCGACACGACAGAGGCUCGACCGUUCCCGUACGACAAGACCUACGAUGAGGUAUCACAAGAACCCCUGCUCGUACUGCACACUUCGGGAUCGACUGGCCUACCAAAACCGGUCAUGGUUAGACACAGUUUUAUGGGUGCCAGAGACGAUCAACAGCUGUUACCGCCUGUUAAUGGCAGACACAUCACUACUCGAUACUACUCUGACAUCAAGAUGUAUACGGCUCUACCACCUUUCCAUGUAAGACAUAUCGACAUCUACUUGUUGCGUGUACUGACAAGACUANNGUCUGCCGGCAUCGACUUUCUCGGCUUCUCAGUCUUCCAAGGAACGAGACUCAUAUUCGGGCCUCCAGAUAAAAUCCCAUCACUCGAGAUUGUACAACACAUGCUUGAGCAAAAUCUGGCAGACGCUGCCGUGAUGGCACCAAUAAUCCUAGAAGAACUGGCUGAAUCACCUUCAGCACUAGAAAUAUUAUCCUCCUGGAGCAGUGUCUCAUUUGGUGGCGGACCGCUGUCUGGCAAAUCGGGAAACACUCUCUCGAAGUAUACCAAUGUUUACAAUCUACUUGGAUCUACAGAAACAGCCAAUCUACCUGAACUCACACCAGCCGACCCUAAAGACUGGCAAUAUCAUGAGUUCCACCCGUCAAUUGGCCUCGACUUCAGACACAACUCCGGAAAUCUGUACGAGCUGGUCUUUGUACGUCAACCUGAGGACGGAAUCUACUUCGCUCCUUUCACCACAUUUCCGCUCGAAUCCGAGUACUCGAUGAAGGACCUUUACGCGCCCCACCCANNAAAAAAGCAAGGUUUAUGGUUGUAUCAAGGCAGGGCGGACGAUAUCGUGGUGUUGUCUAAUGGCGAGAAGUUCAACCCAAUCGAGGCCGAACAGAUUAUUUCAUCGCAUCCCGAAAUCAAGGCUGCGAUCAUUGUCGGCUCUUCUAAAGAACAGCCUGCCGUCUUGAUUGAGCCCACGCCGAAACUCGCUGAGUUCAGCGAGCAGGACAGGACAGACUCUGUCUGGGACCUUGUGUCAAAAGCCAAUGAACACUUACCUGGCCAUGCAAAGGUUGACCAAGCACAUACCAAGAUUUUGGGAGACUCAGAGGCCUUUUUGAGAAGCACCAAGGGCACGGUGCAGAGACGACCAACGACUCACAAACUUCAAGACGAUAUCGAGAAGGUGUAUCAAGAUGCAGAGUCCGGCCUGCUUACGCAUGAUCUGGACUUCAGCAGCAUUGAUGCACUUCGUAAGAGUGUUACCAAAGCUCUGUCUGAAGUUGGACUUAGGGAUGCUGAACAUAUGCGAGACGACGAGAGUUUGUUUGCCUAUGGUCUUGACUCCCUACAGACCCUCAGACUCUCGAAGGCUUUCCAGUCGAGUUUGGACAAUGGCACCAACAGCUCGGUAUUGAAGACCAUGAUCUACAACAAUCCAACUAUUGAGAAGAUUGCUCAAUCUCUUACAAAGCUCAAGAAUGGAGAAGAUGUGCAAGGUCAACGCUCGGAGGAUGCACAGGCCGAGAUGAAGAGGAUUCUUGACGAAUCUCUGGACUCUCUCGAAAGAACCGAUGCAACCGCUAAAAAGAUACCUGCUUCAUCGCAAACAACACAUGUCCUGCUGACAGGCUCGACUGGUGGUUUGGGAAGUUACAUCCUGGAUGUGUUACUGACCAACCCGAACAUCACAGUAACCUGCCUCAACCGAGCCGGCUCCGACUCCAAGAAACAAAAGAGGAUCAACGCAGAAAAGGGUCUCAGCACCGACUUUUCGAGAGUUGACUUCAAGCAGGUUGACCUCAACAAGGCCUUCUUUGGGUUGGACGAAGAGUCGUAUAGGAGUCUGAGCGAACGAGCCACGCAUAUCAUCCACAACGCUUGGACCGUCAACUUCAACCUCUCCGUUACUACAUUCGAAGAUCAGAUCCGAGGUUGCCGAAACCUGGUUGGCUUCUCGAUGGAAAGCGUCAACAGACCACACAUCCAGUUCAUCUCCAGCGUCGGAGCCGCCAACCGGUGGUCUGACAAGACUGAAGAGGCUGUACCGGAAAGCGUACUCGAGAACAUGUCAUUCUCCGAAGACAUGGGAUAUGCUCAAUCAAAGCAAGUAUCUGAAUUGCUCUUACACCACGCAAGCAAGAAGUAUCAGGUGCCUUCAACAGUCUGUCGUGUCGGACAAAUCACCGGACCAGUGCAACAUCANAAAGGCCGAUGGAACGACGCUGAGUGGUUUCCAAGCCUCAUCAAGACGUCCAUGUACUUAGGCAAACUCCCUGCCAGCCUUGGAUCGAUGGGUCGCAUGGAUUGGAUCCCCGUCGAUAUCCUCGCAAACACGGUCGUGGAAGUCUUGCUAGCUGGCUCUGAUGAGACAACCUCCCGAUUCGUACAUCUCCUCAACCCUCACGAAGCCAAGUGGGAAGAUGUUCUACCGCACGUACAGAAAUCGCUCGACAAAGAACUGCAGGUCGUGCCUUACGAAGAGUGGCUGUCUGAUCUGCAAGCUUCUGCGGAACAAGAGCAUGACGAGGCAAACCCUGCUAUCAAGUUGCUUGACUUCUUUGAAGAAAACAAACACGCUCUGAACCCGAGGUUUUCGACUGCCAACGCGCAAGAGAUGAGUCAGACUCUGGCAAGUCUACAACCUGUCAGUGGUGAGUGGAUGGAGUUGUGGAUGAAGCAAUGGGGAUUCGGUGGCGCUAGAGUAGAGAGAUACUCGAGGAUAUGA
Molecule: messenger RNA, 3168 nt
Organism: Aureobasidium uvarum
Lineage: Eukaryota; Fungi; Ascomycota; Dothideomycetes; Dothideales; Saccotheciaceae
Source: the annotation of a GenBank genome assembly